Molecule: messenger RNA, 1115 nt
Organism: Mytilinidion resinicola
Lineage: Eukaryota; Fungi; Ascomycota; Dothideomycetes; Mytilinidiales; Mytilinidiaceae
Exons: 2
Coding region: 161-865 (234 amino acids)
Source: RefSeq, a predicted model, not a curated record
CAUCAACAUUUUGGACUUCUGUAAAGAGCCAGGCAACUUCAUAGUUACAGCCUUCUUUUCAGCAUCAACAAGUUUUCGAUUGGGCAUACAAAGUUAAGAAGAACUCUUCAACCCCCCAGACUUUCAACCCCUGUCAACAAGCAGCCACACUUCCUCUACCAUGGCCGACCCGCAUGCCCGCUCGCAGUCCGUCACCCGCAACUUCGGUUCCGAGGACUUCGUCAUCGGAGCCGGCGUCGCCAUCUUCCACCUCGCCUCCCAACGUGUCGUCCUAUGCAGCGAAAUACACCGGGGCAGGAAGUACUACUUCCUCCCCAAGGGCCGGCGCGACAUGGGCGAAGACAGCGGACGCAACGCCGUCCGAGAAGGCUUCGAGGAGUCCGGAUUCCGCAAUCGCCUCUUGCCGCUACCCACCAAACACCUGCAACCAGCGCCUCAUCCGCGUCCUGACCAGCUAUCCCUGACGGCGGAAGCUGUAGCUACGGAGUUUAUGCCGGUGGGGAGGGGACUGCAGUACAUCCUCUUCUGGUACAUUGCCGAGACGCUCCCGCCAGACGACGUCGAGGCGCUAGAUCGAGAGCAUGGCCCAACGCUGUUUGGGACGCCGCCAGAGUAUCCCCAGUAUCUGACGCUGCAGUCGCGGCUCGAGAUGGAGCCGAAGGGCUGGGUGCCGCAGCGAACGGCAGGGACGGGCGUCGACUCGGACGAAGCCCUGUACGAAAGCGACCUCUAUCCCCUCGCCGAGGCACUUCGAUUGCUCGGCGAGGGCAGUGUCCAAGCCGACGUUGUAGGGAGGGGAUGGACGGCCAUCUGCAAGCGGUGGGAUGAUGAGAAGCCCGUUGUGGAACCUGCGCAAACUUCAUAAGGUCGCCUGAGGCUCGCAAAGCGUAAUCAUAUCUCGCUGAGUUUACAGACACAAUGGCCUGCCUUCAAGGCUUCCCGUACCGCCGUCAAGUUGGAAUAGUGGUUCAUCACAUCAAUGUACUACCAUGAUCACACGAGCGGCGGCAACAAAGAACAUAUCGAAGGCACGGUAGCGUACCAUCAACAUCUUGUGUAAUGCUAGUCAUCCCAUAUCCCACCCUCAUAGACCCAUAAAUGACACCAUCCCCCCA